AUGACCAAAAAUAUGUUCUUUAAGGCUCAAAUUAUGUUAUUUGCCCUCUUUGGCUUAUGUCUGCCCCUCGAAGUAAUACUAUCUCGUUUCGAUUUUCCUAAGAAUGGCCAAAAUUCUAUUCAAGAGGCCUCGAUUCAAGAAAUUUAUCAGUCAUUUUCUUCAGUUGAAUGGCAUGAAUGCAACUUUUCGACGAUAAGAAAUUGUGUUUCUGCUUAUCCAAGUAGUUCAGUAUUACUAGAUCUUUCAGAUUCUUCUGAUGCCCAGUCUAUUAUUUCCCAAGUUUGUGCAGGCUACUCUAUGAUCCACCUCGUUUACCAAGAUGGAUUUUUAUAUCAGAACGGGUGGAUUUAUUCUGUUAUCUCUUCGGAAACUGAGCAAUUAAACGCUUUUUUAGCUGUCUUAAAGUAUUCUGUUCUACAAAUAUAUUAAUACAAUAAUAUAUUCAUAGAAAUUUGGCUAAAUUUUUCAUAUUUAAUUAUUUCAGAAUUUUUCGAGCAUUAAGAAGCAUAGGAUUGCUUAUGAUGUUGAUUAUAUUUUGGCUGGAAUCAAGGAAUUGUUAUUAGCAACCAAUAUAACUCAAAUUGAAAAGAAAAAAUUACUAAAAACUAUUCAGGACUAGAAGUUUUUAACGUUCAGCUAGGUACAAAUAUUAAAGAUUUCAUAGAUAAAAUAGUUUUUCCACUAGGUGCAACGCUUUAUUACAUUUUUACUUGCCCUAUUUUGUCAUCACAAAUUCAGGGUUAUAUGAAAACAAGGAAAUUACUGGAUAAAGGGCAAGGAAUUAUUUUGAAUCAAGAAAGCGGGUAUUGCGAAAAUAAUGAUGGUGCUUUGAUAAUCGUAAAAUCUGGCUAUGAAUUUGUGAUUUCAAAGGAGGAAUAUUUCAAAAAAGCUACAAUAGAUGCUAUUUAUUUAUUAGAAAAAAAUGAAAAUUUGAGGGAUUACAAAGAGUUUCUAAACUCUAAAUUACAAAGAAGCUAUGAAAAUCAAUUUUCAUUAGUUAAUAUCCAGGGUGGAAAAAGAGUUAUUGUAGGCUCUAUUAUAAACGGAAACGUUUCCAUAUCAGGAAAUUUAAAUUUUCCUGGCCAAACAAGUCAAAUCCCAAAGUCAACAAAAAAACUCUUGCAAUUAAGCAUAAAUGCUGGUACCACAAAUCCUGGGUCAUCCCCAAUUUAUAAUGCAUUAGUUGGCGCUCGAGGGACUUUUGUAAUUCAAAAAAAAAUCAAUGAAGGAAAUGAUAUCCUAUCAAAUUUCCAGCUCGAUUUUUUUACCUAUGACUGUGGAGUCACUAUCUUUAAUUCCACUUUUGCCCAAGCUUGCUUCACCAAAAAUAUAGAUAAGCUUGGCUUUGCUCACAUUGCAGGCUUUUCUUCAAUGAUGGCUGUUGGGACAAUCCAAUUAUUUGAGAAACUUAAUAUAUCAGUUCCAAUAAUUGGCGCUGCAAAUGCUGAUGAUUUAUUGAACUCUACAGCAUUAUUCCCUAUGUAUUCAAGAGUCCAGCUAUCACAGUCUUUUAUUUGUUCAAAAUAUUUAGUUGUAAUUAAAGGAAUGGGCUGGAAAACUGCUGCAGUGUUAUAUCAGAGUGAUAUUUGAGGGGUCACUGUUUAUUCUCUUGUAAAGCUAUUUGCUGAAAAAUAUGGGAUCGAGAUUUUAAAUCCAGAAGAAUCAAGACUAAUACCAGUCGGACUAGAUAGAAUUCACAAAAAAAACGUUACAAAUCAGUUGAAAAAAGUCAUAAAUUCACAAGCAAGGCUCCUAGUUUUACUUGUACAGCAUCCAUUAGGAAAUUAUAUAUUAGAAUGGCUUUACGACCUAGGAGCAAGAAAAGGAGACUAUGUGGUCUGUGCUGGCUAUCCAGAUCUGCCCACAUUUAUUUCUAUUGAUGAUGAUUAUUUAUAUAAGAGGCUGGAGACUGGAAUCCCUAUGUUUACAAUUGCGGGCGAAACUUGAUCAGAAGAAUUUGGUAAAGAUAUUUAUAAAAGAAUCCUCACUACUUAUAAGUCAGAGCCAAAUACUUUUUCCUGUACAUAUGCUGAUGCUACUUAUAUGAUUGCUAGUGCUUUAGAUUUUAUGAUAAAUAGAGGAUUAGACUAUACUGAUUCUAGAAAACUCAUGACAACAAUAAGAACCACCCAAUUUCAUGGCUGCACUGGACUUGUACAGCUCGAGAAAGGCAGCAAUGAUAGAAUUGUUGAUACAUUGAUAAUUGCAGGUGUAAAAUUAAUUGACGGAACCCCUUCCCUUUACAUUAUUGGGGUUUUUCAACCUUUUAGCUCGAAAUUAAUAUCUAUAAUAAACCCAAUGAUAUACGCUGACGGAUCUACCUUAAAACCAUCAGAAUCCCGUAGCUCUGACUAUGAUUGUCCAUUUCCUGACCGAGAAAUUCAAUCUUUUGAUAAAGGUAAAGGCCUUUUAUUUGGAAUUUGUUUUUCUGUAGCUUUAGUUAUGAUUAUUAUCACAUUUUUUAUAUGGAAAAGAUGGUGGAAUGUCUCUAUAGAGCCGCUUAUCACAAAAGAAGAAAUGUCGAUCCAAGAUUUAAUUGUCGGACUUACUAUUGGAAUAGAAUUUUUUCAAUAUGCUGCAAUGGGACCAAGUUUUCAGGUUAUUAAUUCUUUUUUAUCAGAGUUAAGCGGAUUGCUUUCUAUGAAGCUAGAAGAUGUGAUAAACCUGAAAAACGGGGUAUUUUGGAUUGUUGUGGAUUUUGUGUUUGGAGGGAUUGGAAUAUGGGUCAUUCUUUGUGCUGUUGUAAUAUUGGAGCUUGAUGACAGAAUAAGGUUUCUUUCGAUAUUUAGGUUUCUAACUCACCUUAGUGAGCGAACAAAAAAUUUUUAUUCGCUUACGGAGGGGGUGUUAAGUUUUGUUUUAAAAAGAAUUUAUAUAUAAAUUUUAUAAAGAUUUUUGUUUUUUCAAUUGGUAAAAAAUUGAUAAGCAAAAAUUAAUUUAAUUUGUAAAAUUUAUGUUUUAAAAUGUAAGCUGUUAAAAAAUUAAACAGAAAUUAGCUAGAAAUUUUAUUAUUAUAGUUAUCACUUAUAUAUAAAAAAUUUUUUCUAUUAAAAAUAUUUUUGUUCGCUCACGGAAGUGGUUUUUUAGUCAUAAAUAGGAUUUUUCUAAUGAUUUUGUUCUCUCACGGAGGGGGGAGUAAGGUGGCUUGCUGACUGCUUGAUGCCUAUUUUAGGAAAUCUUUGUUUUAUCCCAUUUACCUCAAUAUGUCUUGAUAUAUUCCAAUGUGACGAAUCAAUAGGAGACAAUUUUACUGAUAGCUUUCUUGCUAAAGACUGCUAUUAUUUCUGCUGAAAAGGCAAGCAUUUAAUAUACGCGAUUAUUUCGUUCUUUGCUCUGCUGUUUUAUCAGCCAUUAGCAGUCUAUUGUCGUCCACUUUGGCAAGACCUGCAGCCUACAUUGCAUGUGUUUACUUCUCCUGUUUUUCUUAUGGUAAAAACAGUUAUUCAAACAACUUUGAUAGUAAUGAGUAUAACAUUGAAAAGAUCAUACGCAAUCCCUCAUGGGAUCAUCUUUAUCCUUAUUAUGACAGCUUAUACUGUAUUUAUUUUUAAAUUUAAGCCGUAUAAUUAUCCAAGAUUUAGCUGAUGGCAAGGUGUAAGUAUGAUUGGAGUAGUAUGGCUUGCUUUAUUGUCGAUGAUUGGGCGAAAAGCUGAAGGCAAAGAUCUUUCUGUUGUGCUUUUAAUUAGUUUGAAUGUAGGGUGGAUUAUUAUUAUUGGAAUUGGGUUUUAUGUACAAAAUAUAAAAUAUCCGAGUUUGCUUUAUAGGAAAAAAGGAAUUGAUACAACUCACUUGUUUAAGUUUGCAUUCACUUUUGGAAAAAGUUCACAAGCUACACUGUCAAAGAUAUCGAAAAACUCAGAGACAAAAUUUAGUAAUUUAUAA
Molecule: messenger RNA, 3882 nt
Organism: Blepharisma stoltei
Lineage: Eukaryota; Ciliophora; Heterotrichea; Heterotrichida; Blepharismidae
Source: the annotation of a GenBank genome assembly